AACGACGAGAGGAAUAUCUGCUGACAUUCGUGAGGACGGAGAUGACAUUCGUGAGGACGGAGAUGACAUUCGUAGGGACGGAGAUGACAUUCGUAGGGACGGAGAUGACAUUCGUAGGGACGGAGAUGACAUUCGUAGGGACGGAGAUGACAUUCGUAGGGACGGAGAUGACAUUCGUGAGGACGGAGAUGACAUUCGUGAGGACGGAGAUGACAUUCGUAGGGACGGAGAUGACAUUCGUAGGGACGGAGAUGACAUUCGUAGGGACGGAGAUGACAUUCGUAGGGACGGAGAUGACAUUCGUGGGGACGUAGAUGACAUUCGUGGGGACGUAGAUGACAUUCGUAGGGACGGAGAUGACAUUCGUGAGGACGGAGAUGACAUUCGUGGGGACGUAGAUGACAUUCGUGGGGACGUAGAUGACAUUCGUGGGGACGUAGAUGACAUUCGUGGGGACGUAGAUGACAUUCGUAGGGACGGAGAUGACAUUCGUAGGGACGGAGAUGACAUUCGUGAGGACGGAGAUGACAUUCGUAGGGACGUAGAUGACAUUCCUGGGGACGUAGAUGACAUUCGUAGGGACGGAGAUGACAUUCGUGAGGACGGAGAUGACAUUCGUGGGGAUGGAGAUGACAUUCGUAGGGACGGAGAUGACAUUCGUAGGGACGGAGAUGACAUUCGUAGGGACGGAGAUGACAUUCGUAGGGACGGAGAUGACAUUCGUGGGGACGGAGAUGACAUUCGUGGGGACGGAGAUGACAUUCGUGGGGACGGAGAUGACAUUCGUGAGGACGGAGAUGACAUUCGUGGGGACGGAGAUGACAUUCGUGGGGACGGAGAUGACAUUCGUGGGGACGGAGAUGACAUUCGUGGGGACGGAGAUGACAUUCGUAGGGACGGAGAUGACAUUCGUGGGGACGUAGAUGACAUUCCUGGGGACGUAGAUGACAUUCGUAGGGACGUAGAUGACAUUCGUGGGGACGGAGAUGACAUUCGUGAGGACAGUGUUCCCGCAGGGAUCAGUACUGACCCCGACAGUGUAUGCUACACAAAUAACUCUCUCAAAGAGUUUCAGAACUAUUUGAACAAGUUCGCGGACCUUAUCAAUAGUAAGGGUGAAUAA
Messenger RNA from Procambarus clarkii (red swamp crayfish), 1123 nucleotides. The record is from RefSeq and is a predicted model, not a curated record. Lineage: Eukaryota; Metazoa; Arthropoda; Malacostraca; Decapoda; Cambaridae.